Rhopilema esculentum is the source of this 1955-nucleotide messenger RNA. RefSeq lists its product as uncharacterized. NCBI's taxonomy places the organism in Eukaryota, Metazoa, Cnidaria, Scyphozoa, Rhizostomeae, Rhizostomatidae. The record is from RefSeq and is a predicted model, not a curated record.
UAUCUAUUGUAAACAUUCGGUCAAGGUCGUGACUUUUCUAUCAAUACCUGAUUGGCACCUGAAUAAGACUGAUCGCUUGAGCUGGUACCCUACACAAUCACCACCCUUGCAAGCAAGCUUUGAAUUAAUUUCUGACAUCCGACAGGAGGAAAGUAAACGAAAAUGAAGCUGACUUUGGUCUUUCUGAUUGCUAUUGGUAUCGCAGCAAUUGCUGCAAAACCAAUUGACAAUGAGCAAACCUCGGAGGUGUCUGUUGUGAAUGAAGAUGAGGCCGAGAAAAGAGAAGCGCUUCCAACCAAAACCGACGAUGAAGACGAGGAAGAAGGCGAGAAAAAAGACGAUAAGAAGAAAUUCGCGAAACAAAUGCCACCUGCACAGCAACCGCCUCAGCAAGCACAACAGCCUCAACCAGGUCAGCCACAACCACAAAAGCCAAAUAAAGGCAAAGAUGAUGAUGACGAUGAAGAAGAUGACAAAAAUGAUGACGACGAAGACGACAAGGAUGAUGACAGCGAGGAUGGUGAUGAUGGCGAGAAGAAAGAGGACGACAAAGAGGCUGAAGGCGAACAAAGACAUGGCCUUGGUCACGGCAUGGGACAUGGGGAUGGAUACACGGUACACAACCAUGAGAUAGACAAUAUUCAUGUAGGCUCACAUCACGUAGUUGACACAGAGCCGGCCAUCCACCAUUUCCCACACCAUGGCGGACAUCACGGCGGACAUCAUGGAGGACAUCAUGACGGUGGUCACCAUGGUUUUGGACACGGCGGUCACCAUGGUUUGGGACACGGCGGUAAUCAUGCUUUUGGUGGACAUGGCGGACAUGUUGGGUAUGGCGGACAUGGCGAUCAUGGUUAUGGUCAUGGUUAUGGACACGGUCACGGACAUGGCCAUUCUAUGCAUGUUCUUCCUAUAUUUCAUGGCAAUGGUCACCAUGGCGGUCACCAAGGCGGUCACCAUGGCGGUCAUGGCAACGGACAUGGUGGUCAUUUAGGUGGACACCAUGGUGGACACGGAUUAGGCUUUGGCGGACACAAUGGUGCCCAUAUUGAGGAAUCCGAAAAUACUGUUGAAGAACAGCAAGAAACAGUAGAAGUCUAGAGGCUCAAUGAUUGAAAGCAGUCUUGGACAAGCUGGCGAACAAGAGCCAAAUUACAAAACGCUGUCCAUCAUAGAUUGAGUAAAAUCAAGCAAGUUUUCUCCUGCACUGUGUUCCAAGUAAGCAAACAGUGAGCCAAUAAAAAGCAAUUUUAAAGUGCAAACAUAACCAUGUAAAAUCAAGGAAUUAAUCGACACAAAUUAGAUAUAAUAUGCAUCGUAUAAUCUUUGUUGACAGAUCUUUGCAUAAUUGUUUUUUUUUAAAUCAAUUCACUGCAUUACAAGCUGGAUAUCUUUCUCUCUAUUUUCAGCUUCAUAGGCAAAGUAAAGUCAUAAAAAUUUUAAAAAGUCUUUGCAAUUUUAACUUUAACUUAAUCUUCGAAUAAUCCUUAAAGAAAUAUAGUUCUCUGGUUAGAAGCAGGUUUGUCGUUAGUUUGGAAGUAGCGUAGGUUGAAUGCUAUCGUCAAGAUACAUCGGUGUAUUUUUCUAUAGUUUUGUCAUAAGUUGACAAUUCUCAUAGAAAUUUGCUUGAGGUCAAACUGAUGUAACGCUUUCUUAAAUGCUAAUCUUUAUUGCCAAAUAAAUUGAAUACAAAUUACUGAAAAAGCUUUGUUGGUUUCUAUAAGCAUUAUACUUUGCUGUCAGUUUCCUAUAAUGAUUUUGCCGAAAAAUUAAGUCUAAAAGUGUUUCAGUAUUCAUAAAGUCUUUAAAAUCAUUCAUGUAGAUAUCUUCAGUGUUAUGCCGAGAAAUAGCCCCUUUAUUUCUUAAAAGUCUUUUAGUUUUUGAAAGAUUUCAUGCAAAGAUGACAAAUUGUACUAUAGAUGCUGUUCUUUGGAUCAGAAUUGUCCGUUUGGUUA